AUUGUCAACUUUCAAGAUUUUUAAUUUGUAAAUGUGAAUGAGAAUUUUAUUAUUUAUUCCAAAUAAGAAAAUUUAAUGUUUAAGUUACACUGUAUGUGUAAAAAUAAUUGAAAUUUAAACAUUAUAUAACGUAAUUUAAAAUAAAUAUUCUUUUCCAAGAUGUGGCCGAUAAUAUUGCAGUUUUUGCGGUCGAACGUGGCCUAUGUGACUCUACCGGUAGCGGCGGUUGUUGGAAUCGUAGGAUACAAUUUAGAAAGCCUUUUAUCUGACCGUUAUACACCCUACAACAAACCAGUACAAGAUCAGAGAUUUGAGAGAAUACAAGAUGAUUUACUGAAAGAUCCGACAAAUGUAGAAAAACUUAAAUACAAAGAGAAUGUUUUAGGAAAAAAUGUACCUCCAUCUUUACAAAAAUAGGCUAUUUAUUAAU
Molecule: messenger RNA, 430 nt
Organism: Bicyclus anynana (squinting bush brown)
Lineage: Eukaryota; Metazoa; Arthropoda; Insecta; Lepidoptera; Nymphalidae
Product: small integral membrane protein 12
Exons: 3
Coding region: 160-417 (85 amino acids)
Source: RefSeq, a predicted model, not a curated record